Messenger RNA from Zingiber officinale, 2697 nucleotides. RefSeq names its product probable carboxylesterase 8. Gene Ontology annotation, molecular function: hydrolase activity. The record is from RefSeq and is a predicted model, not a curated record. Bases 95 to 1093 code for a protein of 332 amino acids. The transcript has a single exon. NCBI's taxonomy places the organism in Eukaryota, Viridiplantae, Streptophyta, Magnoliopsida, Zingiberales, Zingiberaceae.
UUACUUACAAAUUGUUUGUUCGCUGACUGACUGUUGAAUCGACUUGCAGCUCAAAAUCCACCUCGCCGCAGUCUAAUUCUCUCUGUUCUCGUCCAUGGAGAACUCAUCCGGCUCUGGGGCGCAAAAGAGUCUUCCCUCCACGAAAAGCACCAGCCUCUUCCUCCAAAUCGUCGAACACCCCGACGGCACCGUGACCCGCCCCCCGGUCCCCGUCCUCCCGCCCUCCGGCGAUCAACCCGAUGCCGACGUCCUCUCCCGAGACGUCCCCCUCAAUCCCCCGAACGGCACAUGGCUCCGCAUCUACCGCCCCAACCCCCUCCCUCCAGCCGCUAAGCUCCCCGUCAUCAUCUACUUCCACGGCGGCGGCUUCGUCGUCUUCAGCUCCGGCACCGCCUUCUACCACGCCUUCUGCGAGGCGAUGGUUCGCCAUGUCUCCGCCCUGGUCGUCUCCGUCGACUACCGCCUCGCGCCUGAGCACCGCCUCCCCGCCGCGUACGAGGACGCGGCGGAGGCCGUGCUCUGGCUCCGAUCCCAAUUAGGUCGAGGAGGGGGAGGAGAUCCGUGGCUGGCACGCCACGGCGACGCUUCCCGCUGCUUUCUUAUGGGCAGCAGCUCCGGCGCCAACAUGGCGUACCACGCCGGACUGCUCCUCACGGCCCUGGAGCUGCACCCGGUCAAGUUCACGGGGCUGAUCCUCAACCAGCCCUACUUCGGCGGAGAGGAGAUGACUCCGUCGGAGACGAGGUCGGAGGAGGACCAAAUACUCCCCCUCCGCGCUAACCAGAUGCUGUGGAGGCUGGCGCUGCCCGAAGGCGCGGAUCGGGACCAUCGGUUCUGCAACCCGGUGGCGGCGGUUCCGGCGGAGCUGAGGCAUCUGCCGAUGUGUCUGGUGACGGGCUGCGAAGGGGAUCCGUUGGUCGACCGCCAGCGGCAGUUCGUGGAAAUGAUGGAGAAGGAAGGAAGCGGCGGCGGCGCCACCGCCGUGGUGGCGAAGUUUCGCGAAGGAGGGUUUCACGCGGCGGAGCUGCUCGAUCCGGAGUGGGCGGAAACCCUAAUCGCGGAGGUUCGGGCGUUCGUUGCUAGCGCUUGUUAGUAGCUCCACUAAACUUUGAAAUAAAAUAAAAUAUAAAAAAAUUCAAUGAUUUUAAAAAGGUGAAAUAAUGGUCGUAAAUAAUGGAUAUUUGGUUAAUGCAAUUGUCGAUCGAUUACGAUGGACUUGUGCCAAAUGGGGCAGUGGAGUCUCUGUGUUGUCUUGGUCCCGAUUAAUGAAGUUGGGAGUUUUAUAAUGUAGCAGAAUAUAAAAUGGCUGGUGCACUGCAUGGUGCUGCUUGUAUGGUGGAUGGUGCAUAUGGACCAGAAAAGGAAGGGAGCAGCGGCAGAGGAGCAGAGCAACCCAACAAUGAGCAGUCCCCCCACUCAUUCAAUGCUACGAAACAUCAUGUGACCAGAGAGACCCCGACACAUCCACACCGAUACCCCAUCUUUCUUUUACCAUCCUCCCUCACCUCCCUCACCUCCCCCUCUUUCUCUCUCUAUUUGUGUGACAGAGAAGAGACACUGCUGGUGCAUGCAUUUUUCCUCAAUGUCGCGUCCUCGCCUGAAUUGAUUGGUAUUUAACUUGUCGAUCCACGGCGUUGCCUCUCAGUUCGAUGGGAUGAUGAGGGAGCGGCAGCGGUGGCAGCCGGAGGAGGACGCGCUCCUGCGGGAGUACGUGAAGCAGUACGGGGCGAAGGAGUGGGCGCUGGUGUCGGAGCGCAUGGGGCGCCCGCUCCACCGCGACCCCAAGUCGUGCCACGAGCGCUGGAGGAACUACCUCCGUCCGGGCCUCAAGAAGGGCUCGCUCUCCCCCGACGAGCAGUCCCUUCUCAUCUCCCUCCAGGCACGGUACGGCAACAAGUGGAAGGCCAUCGCCGCCCACCUCCCCGGCCGCACCCCCAAGCGCCUCGGGAAGUGGUGGGAAGUCUUCAAGGAGAAGCAGCUCAAGCUCAAUACCAACCACACUUCCUCCUCCUCUUCGUUCUCCUCUUCUUCCUCCCCCUUCGCCUUUCCGCCCUCUGUUUCCGCCGCUGGCGCCGCCUCCCCUAGCGCGUACGAACACAUCCUCCACACCUUCGCCGAGAAGCACGCGCUCAAUAUGACCUGUGCCGACCACUCCCCGUCUCCAGGCAGCUCCUCGUCCGCGGCGGCGGCACCGUCGGUGGCGCUCUCGCUCUCAAUCUCGCCGCCUCCGGCGCCGGAGCUCGCGCCGCACCAGCUGUCUCUCGUCGCGAGGCUGUGCGAGGAGGUGGAGGAGGGACGGCGCGCCUGGGCGCAGCACCGGAAGGAUGCGGCGUGGCGGCUGAGCCGGCUGGAGCAGCAAAUGGAGACGGAGAAGGCGCGGAGGAAGCGGGAGAAGGUGGAGGAGGUGGAAGAGCGGAUUCGGCGACUGAGGGAGGAAGAAAAGGUGUGGCUGGAGAGGGCGGAUGCAGAGUGGAGGGAGAGAAUGGGACACUUGAGGACGGAGGCGGAGGCCGAGGAGAUGGAAAAGGCGGAGGCGUGGGCGCGCAAGCAGACCAAACUCCUUUCGUUGAUCCAGACAAUCGCCGGCGGCGAGGGGCGGGGGUCGUCUCGUGACCACUCCAUUCUUCAAUUUCCUUAGCAUAUGUAACAUAAACUAGUUGAUGCCGACGAUUAACAAUAAGAACCACACUUUAUUAA